Molecule: messenger RNA, 1678 nt
Organism: Aureobasidium uvarum
Lineage: Eukaryota; Fungi; Ascomycota; Dothideomycetes; Dothideales; Saccotheciaceae
Source: the annotation of a GenBank genome assembly
GUCUCGCGUUCAGGAUGAUGGAGCUCAAGAAUUGGUCAACACAUCUGAAGGUCCCUGCGAGCGAGGAUCACAUCUCCAAUGUAUGGAUCAACGACGACAUCCGUCCCCUUCCCCCACACAGACGGACUUGGUCUCGAUGGGCAUCGCUCUCUCCAACUGGCAGCUUGGGGGAUCUCUCGUCGCCACUGGUAUCUCUGUGUGGCAGACCAUCAUCGCAAUCAUCAUCGGUAAAGUCAUCAUUGCGCUGGUAGCGAUCGCGAACGGCUAUGUUGGUGCUACCUGGCAUAUCGGCUUCUGUGUAGUAUCUCGUUAUGUUUGGGGCGUCAAAGGACAGUACGUGGCUCUGCUACAGCGUAUUGUCCUGAGUCUGGUCUGGUUCGCCGUACAAUCUUGGACUGGUGGUCUUUGCGUACAGAAUGUACUUGCUGCAAUCUUUCCUAGUUUCCAGCAUAUGAAGAAUCACUUCCCGGCCAGUGCAAAUCUGGAUACGAAACAGUUCAUCGGGUGGGUCCUCUUCAACGUCAUCAUGGCUCCCAUCAUAUACAUCAGACCUGAGGGCAUGAAACAUGUCGUCUUGUGGAUGACUGUGGUCUCGGGUAUCACCUUGGUCUGCAUCACAAUCUGGGCGUUGUCUGCGGCACACGGUGCCGGUCCUUUGCUCAAUCAGUCGUCGACUACCACGGGCAGCGAAGAGUUAGGCUGGAGCAUUACAAUGGGUGUUACCACUGUGAUUGGGAACAUUGCCGCUGGACUCGUCAAUCAGAUGGAUUAUUCUCGCUUUGCAAGGCGUCCUGGCGACCAGGUGUUUGGCCAAUGGAUCUCGAUCAUCGGAUUGGGCAUCAUCAUGCCACUCUUCGGCUGCCUCACAUCCUCAGCCACACAGAAGAUAUAUGGCGAGGCGCUUUGCUCAAAACUAAUCAUCUCGUCAGGANACCCGCCAGAUAUCGUGCAAAAGUGGUUGGAUACUGACUACAAUGCAAAGUCGCGCGCGGCUGCCUUCUUCGCUGGGUGCGGCUUGGUGACAUCGCAGCUUGCAAUCAAUACCAUCGACAAUGCAUUCUCGGCCGGUAUGGAUAUUGCUGGUCUGUUCCCUAGCUACAUCAACAUCAGACGCGGAGCCUAUCUUGCUCUUGUGAUCAGCAUCGCGCUCUGUCCGUGGCAAUUGCUCGCAUCUGCAUCGACGUUCAUCAGCGUCCUCUCUGCUUAUAGUGUAUUUCUUGGACCGAUGUCUGGUAUCAUGAUCUGCGACUACUGGCUGGUAAGGAGAAGGAAGUUGAAGCUUUCAGAUCUCUACCACGGUGACAAGGAUGGCGUCUACUACUUCUGGCAUGGCGUCAAUUGGCGAAGUUUCCUGGCCUGGAUCUGUGGUUGGAGCUACCUUAUCCCCGGUCUUGCACAUGCAGUCGGAGCUAAAGUCAGCGUACCUGCCGCUUGCAUCAAGCUUUACUAUCUUGCCUAUCCACUGGGCUUCGUAGUCAGCUCCACUAUCUACUACGCACUGAACCUUGUUUGGCCUCCUCAAGGACUGGGCGUCAUCGAUGAGGUGGACGAGUUCGAUACCUUCACAAUGAUUGAAGGCCAGAAGCUCGGAGUCCUGUCCCCAGUGAUACAAGGCUCAGUACGAGUAGGAGAUGAUGAACUUCAGCGACCGGAAGAGAAGACCAGUGUACUCUGCAAG